Molecule: messenger RNA, 1977 nt
Organism: Brassica oleracea var. oleracea
Lineage: Eukaryota; Viridiplantae; Streptophyta; Magnoliopsida; Brassicales; Brassicaceae
Product: protein NRT1/ PTR FAMILY 3.1
Exons: 5
Coding region: 113-1891 (592 amino acids)
Biological process (GO): transmembrane transport
Cellular component (GO): plasma membrane
Molecular function (GO): transmembrane transporter activity
Source: RefSeq, a predicted model, not a curated record
AAAGCCUAUAAAUAAUGCUCCCUGGUUAAUACCAUUUCAAUACUUGCAAGUUACAACAAACAAAAAAACAUAAACAUAGUUAAACUAAUUAUUACAAGUAACACUCAAGAACAUGGAGGAGCAGAGCAAGAACAAGAUCAGUGAGGAAGAAAAACAGCUUCAUGGGAAACGAAGUAGACCAAAGGGAGGAUUGAUUACUAUGCCAUUCAUCUUUGCUAACGAGAUAUGUGAGAAGUUGGCGGUGGUUGGGUUUCACGCAAACAUGAUAAGCUAUCUAACAACACAGCUUCACCUUCCCUUAACCAAAGCAGCCAACACUCUCACUAACUUCGGGGGAACUUCGAGUCUCACUCCUCUCCUCGGUGCCUUUGUCGCCGACUCCUUCGCCGGCCGCUUUUGGACCAUCACGUUCGCUUCGAUCAUCUACCAAAUAGGGAUGACACUACUGACAAUAUCAGCAAUACUUCCGACGCUAAGGCCACCACCAUGUAAAGGAGAAGAGGUUUGUGUAGUAGCAGACACAGCACAGUUGAGUGUACUGUACAUAGCUCUUCUUCUUGGAGCUCUCGGGUCGGGUGGGAUCCGACCUUGUGUUGUUGCUUUUGGUGCGGAUCAGUUUGACGAGUCGGAUCCUAACCAAACUACAAAAACAUGGAACUACUUCAACUGGUACUACUUUUGCAUGGGAGCAGCAGCAUUAGUGGCGGUGACGGUACUUGUGUACAUCCAAGAUAACGUUGGGUGGGGUUUAGGUUUGGGCAUCCCGACAGUAGCUAUGUUCUUAUCCGUUAUUGCUUUUGUCGGCGGCUUCAAGCUUUACCGUCAUUUGGAUCCAUCGGGUAGUCCAUUUACCCGUUUGAUCCAAGUGGCAGUCGCAGCUUUCCGCAAAAGGAAACUGAUGAUGGUUUCUGAUCCUACUCUUCUAUAUACGAACGAUGAGAUUGAUGCUCCUAUCUCCUUAGGUGGUAUACUCACCCACACCAAACACAUGAGUUUCUUGGACAAAGCAGCUAUAGUAACAGAGCAAGACAAUCUAAAACCGGGUCAAAUCCCAAACCCAUGGAGGCUAACCACAGUCCACCGGGUCGAAGAACUCAAAUCCGUGAUCCGAAUGGGCCCAAUCGGAGCCUCCGGUAUUCUCCUAAUUACAGCCUACGCCCAACAAGGAACCUUUUCUCUCCAACAAGCCAAAACCAUGAACCGGCAUUUAACCAAAUCAUUCCAAAUACCGGCCGGUUCGAUGUCGGUUUUCACAACCAUCGCAAUGCUCUCAACGAUCGUCUUCUACGACCGUGUCUUCGUCAAAAUCGCCAGAAAAUUCACCGGACUCGAGCGAGGCAUCACGUUCCUCCACCGCAUGGGAAUCGGAUUCGUGAUCUCGAUCGUCGCGACGCUCGUCGCCGGAUUCGUCGAGAUCAAACGCAAACGCGUCGCGAUCGAGCACGGGCUUUUGGAUAAACCGCACACGAUGGUCCCGAUCUCGUUUCUCUGGCUGGUUCCUCAGUACAGUCUCCACGGAAUCGCCGAGGCUUUUAUGUCGAUCGGGCAUUUGGAGUUCUUCUACGACCAAGCGCCGGAGAGCAUGAGGAGUACGGCGACGGCGCUGUUCUGGAUGGCGAUUUCGAUCGGGAACUAUGUGAGCACUUUGCUCGUGACGUUGGUUCAUAGAUUUAGCGCUAAACCGGAUGGAAGCAAUUGGUUACCGGAUAACAAUUUGAACCGAGGGAGGCUCGAGUAUUUUUACUGGGUGAUCACUGUGUUACAAGCGGUUAACCUCGUGUAUUAUCUUUGGUGUGCCAAGAUUUACACGUAUAAACCGGUUCAGGUGCAUCAUAUCAAAGAAGACACUAGUCCGGUUAAUAAUGAAUUACAAUUAUCCAAUAAAAAUUGAGUGAUGCAUGAGCUCUUUUGGAUAUGUAAUGUAAGUGGUACUAUUAUCUAUAAACUCAAUAAAAAUAGAAAGCUUUACUUUUUCAA